AAUGGCAAUUCCAUCUUUAUCAAUUUUAAUUUGUGUUUUGUUCUCUCCAACCGUGAAAUCAAAAGUUUUUGGUUUGGAAUAUUAUAACUUAUCCAAUCAUUUCAUGCCUAAUUAUCCUCUUCGAUUGAAGGAGAUUGGAAAUAAAUCCGUAUAUAUGGCAACUGUAGAUGAUUGUAAAUCUAUCUGCGACUCGCGAAUGGAUUGCUUAUCUUUCAGCUAUCAAAGAGCUGUUUCAUACUGCUACUUUAAAAAUGAAACCAAAAGUGGUAUUUUCAAAUCGCAAUUCUAUGAUCACUACUUUAAAAUUCAGUGUGGAGGACUAAUUAAUGUGGCGCAUGAAAAAUACGGUGCAUCCUGCACUGCAAACUCAGAGUUUGAUGAUUUACAUAAAUGUAACAAUACAUUGCAUCCUCAAUGGGAAAAUAAUGAUGAAUGGAUGAGCAACUGCAAUAAUGAGAAUGAUUGUCUUUUAUCAUAUAUCCAAAUAAAUUUCCCCAAACCAUAUGAUAUCACUCAAAUAUGCAUACAUCAGAGAUUCUACAGCUCUAAAUUUCAUUUGGAGAAGGCGAUUGGUAAAUUUAGUAAUGGCGCCACUGCUACUAUAUACUUUUUUUCCGGACAAAUCGAAAGUUGCAUUCUACUCGAUGAAGAUAUUGGAAAAGAUUCAAACUGGAUAAGAUUUCAAUACUUGAAAAGUUCUGAAUAUCAAAAUACAGGAUUGCGGGCCGUUUUAGCCUAUGCUUACAAGGAUUCAGUUGAUGUUAUUGAUGAUAAUGAAGAUGAUUUACAUUAUACAAAUGUUGCUGAUAAAACAAUUGGUGCAACUUGCGAACAGAGCAGCCAGAAAGGCAUUUCCUGGAAGUGUCAGAAUGCCAUAGAUAAUUUUAGUAGAGUGUAUAAUGGCCGACCAGGAUGGGCUGGCAAUUGUAAUGCUGACACCUGCAUAGGCGAAUAUAUAAUUAUUCAUUUUCCCUUUAAAGUAAAACCAACAAAGCUUUGUUGCGCCGUAAACAGCCAAAGUUCUACGACAUGGACAGAGACUUUUAAUAUUACUUGGAGUUCGGGAAGUAUUUCUAGUAUGAGUUUGAAUGAUCCUGACAUAAAUUGUCAGGAUUAUGAAGGAAAACAUAUUGAAAAAUCUGUCAAGCUCACAAUAAGUGAAACUAUCACGAUUCCAAUAAAUGGUUUUUCGAUUAUUCAAGUUUUUGCCAGAGUGAUACCAGAAAGAAUUUUUAAAAUACAACCUCGCGAUAAAGUCACCUAUUAUCUACCACUGCAAUCCAGAUCUAUAGUAUUUGGUUAUCAUAGUGACAAAUGUAGAGAAACUAUCUUCUACUUUAAAACUGAUGGUGGCGAAAGUGUUUUUACUUUAGACAUUACUUUGUUGGGAGAUAAUAAAGGAUUAACACUUUUUCAAUUCAGCCAUCUAGAAGGUAUUUUAGAAAAACAAGCGAAGGUGAAUUGUAACAUUUGGAAUGAAUUUUGGCUUGAUUUUUCAAACAAGAAAUUUUCAUUCGGAACUGGAAUUCAGUAUGGCUUAAAUGAAGUAUUUAAUGUUCUUUUAAUUUAUGAUACAGGUUUGCAUUGGUUGAUUUUCCUAUUAAAACCUUUAAUUUGCUGCCAAUUUAAGAUGGAAGAAAGGUCAGUUUUGAAAAUCCUUCACAAUGCGCGAAAAACCUACCGCGAAACGCUAUUGCUCUCAUGGAUAGUUUAUAUGAGAGUUGUUCAACCAUUGAAACAUUAG
This is a messenger RNA of Dimorphilus gyrociliatus, 1744 nucleotides long. Lineage: Eukaryota; Metazoa; Annelida; Polychaeta; Dinophilidae. The record is from the annotation of a GenBank genome assembly.